AUGUUUAGAAAGAAUGAAGAAAUUUUCUCAUUGGACUACUUGGCACCUCUUGUUGGAGAUGAAACUGUUCAAGAGGGUGGUUCAUGCCGAUACUCGCUGAAACGAUUUGCUUACUUUUUGAUGAAUCUUGUUCCGUAUGGGGGAUUCCUCUCGGCAGCGUUUAACUUGGCAAGUGCCACUCUUGGGGCGGGGAUUAUUAGUUUGCCCUCAGCCUUCAAUUUUAGUGGUAUAAUACUCUCCCUUCUGCUUCUAUUUACUGUCACAUUGGCUACAAUCUAUGCGAUAAGGCUUUUGGUUGAGUCACGCGAGCUAACAGACCUUACUUCGUAUGAAGCAAUGGCAAGGGCUUUUUUUGGCCCUGGUUGGGACUAUUUCAUUGCCAGUGUAAUGUGGCUCUUUACUUUUGGGACGUGCGUAGCGUACAUUAUAUCGAUUGGUGACAUUCUUGAUACGGCCUUUGCGAGCGAUUCUGUUCCAUCAUUCCUGCGCACUCAAAGUGGCAAAAGAAUCAUGACUAGCGUCAUAUGGUUUGUGGGCAUGUUUACCAUGUCUUUGCCAAAGCAUAUUAACUCCUUGCGUUAUGCAUCCGGAUUAGCGAUUUGUUGCAUAUUUUUUUUUAUUGCGUGUAUUGUUGUUCACGCCCUUCAAAACGGAUUUAAGGAGGGUAAACUGCGGGAUGACGUCAAACUAUGGAAGUCUGGGAAUGCUGUCGUUGAGGGACUAUCGCUUUUCAUGUUUGCGUAUCUUUGUCAAGUGAACUGUUUUGAGAUAUACGCGGAAAUGACAGAGCCGACAGUAAACAAGAUGACUCUCUAUGCGGCUUUUAGUAUGUUCAUGUGUUUUGUUGCGUAUUCUGCUUCCGGAUUCUUUGGUUACGCAGACUUUGGUUCAGAAGUUACAGGCAGUGUUUUGUUGCAUUAUGACGUUAAUCGUGAAACUCUCUUCGCAGUUUCUUUUGGAGGCAUAGCUGUUAAGUUGUGCGUGGGUUUUGCUCUAAACGUUCAGCCUGCUCGUGAUUCUUGUUAUUAUCUCCUUGGUUGGAACUUGCAGACUAUUCCAAUGUGGAAACACAUCAUUUUCUGUGGGUCAAUGUCGUUCGCAGCACUUCUUUUGGGACUAUUUAUACCCACUGUGAACACUGUGUUUGGACUUCUUGGAAGUCUUUGUGGGGGCCUUCUAGGAUUUUGCCUCCCAGCACUUUACCGGAUGUACUGUGGACAAUGGGGUCUGAAGGAGGUUGGAAUAGUGAACUUCGUCUGCACAUAUCUACUUCUUUUUGCUGGUGUGGUUGCUGUUGUUUUUGGUACAGGAGCUUCAAUAUACGGUGUGUUCAUUCCGUGA
This is a messenger RNA of Trypanosoma grayi, 1341 nucleotides long. RefSeq names its product putative amino acid transporter PAT4. NCBI's taxonomy places the organism in Eukaryota, Euglenozoa, Kinetoplastea, Trypanosomatida, Trypanosomatidae. The transcript has a single exon. Gene Ontology annotation, molecular function: amino acid transmembrane transporter activity. Bases 1 to 1341 code for a protein of 446 amino acids. Gene Ontology annotation, biological process: amino acid transmembrane transport. The record is from RefSeq and is a predicted model, not a curated record.